AUGCAUCUCAAAGCUAAUAAGCAAGCAGAGAAGUCACUGGGUGGUGGAUGGAGAUUUUUCCAACAAAAAUCCAAACUCCAAAAGGCCUCUUACUACGAGGAGGUUAAAUCGUGGGCAAAUGCCGGGGCAGCAUACAUCAAAUAUGCACACUGCAGAAAAUCGAAGACUACUACUAGUACUGACGGCGAUUAUGAAGCCGCAUUGCGUUAUGUUGAUGCUGCACAAUGCUACAAGAAAGAGGCCAUUGCUUGCUUAGAACAGGCAGCAACUUCCUUUUGUGAAAUGGGAUUGAAUGGUUCUGCUGCUCUACAUUAUCAAGAAAUUGCGGAAAUGUACGAAUCUCUUCUUGACUUUGAGAAGGCUGAAGAGUUCUUUGGAAGGGCAGCUGAGUUGUUCACAGAACCGAUGAGUCGUGACCGCAGCAAAAGGAGAGCUGCUGGAUGUGCUAAUCGGAUUACUGAAUGA
This is a messenger RNA of Fragaria vesca subsp. vesca, 465 nucleotides long. RefSeq names its product alpha-soluble NSF attachment protein 2-like. The transcript has a single exon. Bases 1 to 465 code for a protein of 154 amino acids. The record is from RefSeq and is a predicted model, not a curated record. Gene Ontology annotation, cellular component: vacuolar membrane; SNARE complex. Gene Ontology annotation, biological process: SNARE complex disassembly; intracellular protein transport. Lineage: Eukaryota; Viridiplantae; Streptophyta; Magnoliopsida; Rosales; Rosaceae. Gene Ontology annotation, molecular function: soluble NSF attachment protein activity; syntaxin binding.